AUGGACGUCGAUCAACCCAGCGCGCUCGCCGCUCCGGAUACCUACCGAAAUCACCCCCGAAUAAACGCUGUCGCCGGACCAUCCAGGAUAUCCCCGCUACCGAACCUCUUCCUACCCCCACCGAAUCCCUUGCAGCCUCAGACGCACUUGAGGAGCACAGAGGAUCUCGUCACUCGGUUCAAUCUUCUCUCCGCAUACGAUAAAUACGUCCGGCCGUUCGCAGUCCCAGCUCGAGCGCAAGACGAAACCAAAGGGCCGGAACCUACGACGCCGAUAGGCACAGACAGAUGGAAAGGGAAACAGAGGGAGUCGUCUGUUCCUUGUGCCGCACCAACUCCGGCGGGCUUAAACGACGGCGAUGGCGACGACGACGAAGGGGGCAAAGGGGACAAGAAAAGGAAGAACAACUACAGGCAUCUCAUUAGGGGCAUACCUGGCAAGCACUCGAUGAAGAAGGACGAUUAUCUCACGACUAUGAUGCAAGUGCCACCAAAACAACGAAACAACAUUCAGCCCUUCGACCUUAGAACGCAACGAGAAGCGUUUUCAGUUAGUUUGACAGGGUUACAGAGCUGGAACCCCACUGCGCUCGUCGGCGAGUCGCAGCAGGCACGAGAGGACAGGAAGAGGCGCAAGGAGCUCAAAAAGCUUGCGAGGCAAACAGCUGCUGGAAACGUUGCCGGCGUGCCAACGCCCACCUCUGCUACCUUCCCUCCGUCCACGCCGGCAAUUGCAAUGCCCCCAGCACCAGGGUUCAGACCCCCCAUUUCCCGCUCAGGCAGCAGACCGCCCCCUGUGCAGACAGGGACUCCUGGUCCAGGUACUCCUCGCCACGCCCAUCCUCUGCCUGCGCGGCCGGCGUCGACCCAACCAGGGACACCUAGACUGGGUGCGGCGAUGGCCGUCGAUUCCGCUACGCUGAAAAGGGGCACGAAGCGUGAGCUCGAUGACGGCGCCAACGGCCAUGUCCCGGGCACUCCGCAUAACGGGGCAGUCACUGUCAUGCCCAUAUUGGGCGCGAAAGCCGGCGUCCCCGGAGCUCGACCACGACCUAUCAAGAAACAACGCAUGGACAUGCAGGGCCAGGCUCGUGAGAUGCCUAUCCAACAACCGACGCCUCAAGGUGUAUGAUAAGAAUCUUUCUAAUCGUUUAGAUAUCGCGAUUUCUCCGCAACGGCACGAUGCCCGCCUGUCCUUCACACCCAUUGGGCAAUCUGGCAGGACGGUGCCACCAUUUUUACCUUAACAGUCCAGCAUGCAUUACAUUGUAACUCGCGUAGCACAAAGCAAAUUAGCACAAUAUCGG
This is a messenger RNA of Punctularia strigosozonata HHB-11173 SS5, 1306 nucleotides long. RefSeq lists its product as uncharacterized. The transcript is spliced from 5 exons. Bases 1 to 1131 code for a protein of 376 amino acids. The record is from RefSeq and is a predicted model, not a curated record. Lineage: Eukaryota; Fungi; Basidiomycota; Agaricomycetes; Corticiales; Punctulariaceae.